Molecule: messenger RNA, 1293 nt
Organism: Diatraea saccharalis (sugarcane borer)
Lineage: Eukaryota; Metazoa; Arthropoda; Insecta; Lepidoptera; Crambidae
Source: the annotation of a GenBank genome assembly
AUGGAGAGUGGUUUCAUCAAAGCAAAUAGCGGUAAUUUACCGAAGAUAGAUUCUUUGAUGGUAGCAAAUUUCUUUGCAACAAACAAAGACUUUUGUGCAUCGGAGCUCAGAAACGUGAAAAUAUCUUUAUCAUCAAGAGAAUCUUAUGGCGAUGAUGCCGUGGGAUACGUACAACUAAAGAGAGAAUCUAAUAUUUGUACUGUGAAGUGUCGUGUGUGCCCAGAGCACAAAGUUCGUGUCAAACCCUACACAGUGACUGUCGUUGUGGAUGAAAAAAACAGUAUAGUUAAGAGUACACAAUGCCACGACUGUGCUGCGUCAGCAGGUGGUUGUAAACAUGGAGUGGCAUUUUUGAUGUGGCUUCAUAGAAGAAGCGAAGAACCAUCGUGUACAGAGGUAGCAUGCUACUGGAAAAAAUCUAUGUUAUCCAAAGUGGGAACAACUUUAAAGUAUAUAACAGCAGCCGAAUUAGCAAAAGGCCAUGCCUCAACCUCAUCGGAUCCCCAUGUUGUUGAAAAAUUUGUGGAACAACUAACAGCUAAAGGCAAUAGCAACUGCGAGCUGUUAAAAUAUGUACAAAAUACCACUAAUGAGAUGGAAGGUCUGUCUUUGUACCAUUUAGUGCAGAAAUAUAAGGAAAAAUGUAGUGAGGACUUUAUUAAGAAAGUAUUGGGUUUAUUUACUCCAGCAUUAUUAGAAAAAAUUGAAGAAGUUACAAGAGACCAGUCCAGCAGCAGCUUAUGGCAUGAGUUAAGGUUUGGAAGAAUAACUGCUUCAAAAGCCUAUGAAGUUAAGAAAUGCAAGACAAGGGAUGGUGCAUUAAUAUCUUUGAUAAUGGGUGGUACCAUUCCUGAGACUCCAGCUAUUAAGCGUGGCAGGAUUUUAGAAAAUAAAGUACGAGGAACUGUUGAAAAAAUAUUAAAAAAAAAGAUACGAAGAUGUGGGCUUUUUAUUAGCCAACAAUUUCCUAUGAUUGCUGGUUCUCCUGAUGGUAUCGGUGAGCAAUUUCUGAUAGAAAUAAAAUGUCCUUUUAAUGAGAACACUAUAAAAAAUUAUAUUCAAAAUGGGAAACCCUCAUCGAAGUGUUAUGACCAGAUGCAAAUCCAAAUGUAUGUUUGUGGAUAUAAAAAGUGUUUCUUUUGCAUCGCAGAUAUAAACUUUCAAAGUAAUAACAAAGUUAAUAUAAUAUCAGUAGAUUAUAAUGAAGAGUAUGUUGAAACUUUAUUGCAGUCUUUAUUAUUAUUUUGGAAGACAAAUAUCUACCCGUUACUAUAUAAAACAACAGAAACAUAG